CGCGGGUAAGACCUGCUGUGAUUAUCUGCGACCUCUACUUUGUUUUAUCUAUAGGUCAUUGCUUUCUUGUAUUUUCUUCAGACCUAAUCAACUUAACGCGUUCGGCGAUCACAUUUCUUGCUAUGCAUAAUCAACGACGUUAUCCAUAUGUUACGAUCCCCCCUGGAGCAAGUCCUAUAGUCAACCCUAGUCCACUACAGGCAUUCCCAUACGAAUUACAACACAAUUCCCCACCUGGGGACCUCUUGAAUCCAUGGGAUCAGACACCCACAAACCGACAUCCGAACGGUAGACCAGGUGAACUACGAUCCCGCAGUCGCACUCGAAGUGCAUACGAGCCCGCACAGGCCUCCAUCUCUUUCCCCGAACCGGAGAUACAUAGAUUCGCUUCUCAAAGAACGACCCUUCACCCACAUUCACCUCGCCACCGUCACAGCAAGUCUGAUGACGGUCAUGGUCCUCUACCCCCGAGCAGAGACCAUGUGGCUAGUGCCUCUUUUGGUACUCCAAUAACACCAAGCUCUGCUUCAUCAAUUACACUUCUUCCGGAGGACGAUUGGAACACCCCAGUAAAUCAACUGACUCGGGAACUGUCCAAUGUUUCUCUUCAAUCCGAAGAGGGACUAAGACGAUUCCAAGCCGGUCGAUUAGCAGAGAAGGAUGAAGAAUGGCACCGGCUGGUUCCUCAUGAGGCACGGGAAGCACUUGGCAAAAAAGAGGUCGAGCGGCAAUCAGUGCUAUUCGAGUUGUUCAAGUCGGAAAGGGACUAUGUGGAGGAUCUCAAACUUGUCACAGAGGUUUUCAUCGAGCCUUUGAAGUUCGCCAAACCCCCUAUCAUUGCCCCCGACAAGUUACGUCCCUUUGUUCAAGAAGUAUUUUGGAAUUUGGACAGGAUCUCAGUGCACCAUGAACAUAUGCUGGCUGCACUCUUUGAACGCCAAUUGGAUCAGCAUCCGCUAAUACAGAGCGUGACAGACAUUGUACUUGAAACCUGCUUUCAGUUCCAAUCGGAGUACGAAUCCUACAUCAAACACUAUCCACUCGCAGAAGAGCGGCACCGCACUGAACUCAGUCGCAAUAAAAGCUAUCAAGCAUUCAUGCGACAAUGUUCUCAAGAUCCUCGUGUGCGCAAGCGCGAUAUGAUCACCUUCCUUUCCCGACCAGUGACUCGCCUCCCACGCCUAAAUCUGAUCCUUGAGCAUAUUCAGAAGAUCACGGAACCAGGUCAUCCGGAUCUUGAAGACCUGCCGCUUCUCCUAAGCAUCUUGAGCGACUUCCUCAAGAGCACACAACCUGGUAUUGCAGCUGCUGAGAACAGAGUCAAAUAUUGGAAUGUCUGUGAAAGCCUGGAGAUGCCCAAGGGAGAAAUAAUUGAUUUGGAUUGGUAUAACGAAAGUCGGUCACUGAUGUACUCCGGCCCCGUAGCCCGACGGUCCAAGUCUGAAAUGGACUGGCACCCGUGGAAUGAUCUAUUCGUUGCCUUACUCGACAACUAUCUGUUGUUCACUAAAGAGGAGAGAGGGACGGGAGGAAUCAUCAAGCGCUUAAUUACGUCUAGACCUAUACCCUUAGAAUAUCUCAAACUAGGUAGCUUCGAUGGUCAGCCAGAAAGUAGGAAGGAGCGGUCUGAAGAAGGAGGGAUCUUGGACAACCUGCGCGCGCAAUACAAACCUAUCUAUCCAUUCACUGUUUAUUCUUCCGCAGACAAAUUGGUGCGGCGAUAUACUCUGUACGCACCGACUGAGUCUGUGAGACAGAAGUGGCAAAACGCUCUUGUUGAGGCCAAGGGAAUAGACGAUGUACGACGAGAUGCAAACAAGUGGUUUGCACCGCAACUCGUUGAUGAUGGCACCUUCCGCUCGCCAGGAGCUUACACUCCCCGCGGCUUUGGAUCUAAAGCGUCAGGGAGGGUCGUCAACGCUGUGUCUUUUACUGCUGCUGGCGGGAAGAGGCUCAUGGCAGUCGGCUGCGCGACUGGAAUCUAUGUUGGUUCCAGGGGUGAUAGCAACUUCCGCAAGAUAUUGUCAUACGGCAAUCCUUCCUCCAUCAUAGUCUUACAAGAAUUUAACAAGUUCAUCGUGCAUCAUGAGAGCUAUUUGCUCGCCUAUUCCUUGGAUAUUCUCGCCAGAGUCGCAAUGUACCAGGCCCCUGCAAGUAGCUUGGAUGCUUCAUUGGAGAAAAUUGCAGGGGCAGAUGGGACUGUCUUAUUCUGUUCUGCAGGACGAAUAAAACAGCGAACGAUCAUUGUUUAUGCUCUUAAAUCAUUCUUUCAAAUCACUGUACAUGCAUUGGAGGUCUGCAAUCUUUCUGACCUCCGACGCACUCCAUCACGAGGAUCCCAGGGUACCGUAUUAUCGUUUAGACCGUUCGGUGAACCAUUGUACGUACCAAAGGAUGCCUACUCUGUUACCGCACUGGCCAAAACAAUCGCUAUAAGCACAGAGAAGGGCAUCGUGAUCGCUGAUCCGACCAACUCAACCAGGCAGACAGUCUCGGUUGUUCCAGACUUCAGCGGUGCAACUUCCAACGUAGACAUGGCGGACCUGAAGACUCGCUGCGAAGAAACCAAGCCACUCGGCUUAAUCCGGACCGAAUCAGGCGAAAUAUUGGUCAUUUAUGAUACUCUUGGAUGCUACAUCACGAAGCACGGCGUUCCCUCCCGGAAAAGCGGAUUUAUCCGCUGGGAGACGAAAGCUACGACAUUUGCCCAUCGCGGGUCCCAUGUAUUGUUGUUCUCCUCUGAGUUCAUUGAAAUUCGGAGUCUCUCUACGGGCAGACUUGACCAAGUCAUCGAAGGGAAUGAUAUUCGCCUAUUGCUGCACACGAACCUGAAAACUCACUCGGUCGAUGAUACACUACUCGUGGCGAUGCGUGGGUCCAAGGAUGACAAGGACGGGGUUAGCGACAAGAUAAUAGAACUAGUCCAAACCGCGGAAUUUAGCUCUACGCAGACACCGAUGACGUCCACACCAGUGGAAGGCUUGUGGGAUGAGUGGGACAUGUAAGCAAUCGGUGUAAUAGCGGAAGAUAGUGGAUAAGUUAUGCUACAUAAUGAUGUUUCGUUAGGUGUACUAUUUACAAUGCCGUGUAUCUAUAAAUCACUAUUGAAGCAUUUGCUUCGUAUGACCCUCCCAAUAGGGAGGGGAUUUUUCAGAC
Suillus clintonianus is the source of this 3156-nucleotide messenger RNA. RefSeq lists its product as uncharacterized. The transcript is spliced from 15 exons. NCBI's taxonomy places the organism in Eukaryota, Fungi, Basidiomycota, Agaricomycetes, Boletales, Suillaceae. The record is from RefSeq and is a predicted model, not a curated record. Gene Ontology annotation, molecular function: guanyl-nucleotide exchange factor activity. Bases 123 to 3005 code for a protein of 960 amino acids.